UCUUUAUUGACAGAUGUUUCACAAAUUUGCAUAAUUUAAAAUGCCUCCCAGGCCUAUCAACUGAUGCCUCAGAAAGGUGUGUCGGAAAGAUAACAGAGUCCCAGCUGGGGCCACAGACUGCACUCCAGAUGUCUUUGGUGGUUUUCUGGUACUGACUUUUGAGAGCCAGCUCAUGAUCUCAGGAUGUAUGAAAAAACAAUAAUACUAACUGUAUUACUACUCUCAGGCUAUAGUUCCUCUCAACUAGCUACUGAAAGUGUCUCAGUGACUCACGAAUCACCAGUAAGGGCCACGACUGUUCAAUCACCACAUGUGGUUACCACAGAGGCCUUACCGUUCAGCAUUCAUGGAGACGGACUACUUGAACACAUUUUUUCUGCGGGAGAGAUAACAGGGAUUGUGUAUGCAGUAAUGGUUGGUAUCAUCGGAACUAUCCUCUCAAUUGCCUUCUGUAUUAAACAACUAACAAAGAAAACUCCAUCUCCCCUGCAAACUGCACAACCAGAGGGGGCAGAUCCUGAAAGUUCUAUAGAAACAAGAAAUCCAGAGGAGUAAUUCAUGAGAAUCUGCUCAUCAAGCCAGAUUUUGGAAGAAGUCAAAGACACGAGACUUCAGUCAAGUGAAAAAUGAAUGUGUGAAUUACACACUCCAAUAUAGCGUAUACCUUCCUAAGCUGUACGUACUUCAGGAUGAAAAUUUCAUUGUUAUGAGUCCAGUGACUCAGUGAUGGAAAAUGUCUGUAUUCAUUAGUUGUCUAUUUCAAAAUGUAGAACAAAUAUUUUCUUUCAUGCUUGCUUUUGUGUGUUAGCAUUAUUUUUAUAAUUAAUUGAUUUGGAAUUCUGAUCCCCAAACUUUGGUUGGCUUCAUCCGCAGUUAUUUACAAGUGAUUUAUUCUAUUUUAUUAUACUUUAAUGAUCGUGCUGUCGAAUGAAAGGCUUGUCACAUCUAGACGAAAUCUAAGUUCUCAUUCCAAACUUCUGCAUCUUGUCAUUUUUUUACAUAUAUUAAGGGACCUGAAAUCCUAAUAUUUCCCUCAUUGCAAGAUAGGGGAUUACACUGAUGAUGAUGAUGAUGAUAUUUUAGUCACAUGAGUAAACCUUGUGUUUGGAGAUGCCUUCCAUACACACAUGCAUAAAAACAUGAGUUAUAUGUAACAUAGAUAUAGAUGUAUAAAAUGACAUUCACAUUCCUUCUCUCAUAAUAAAACAACACAAAAAGUUUCUCCCAUGUUAAAAGGAAGCUGCAUGUGUGUAAAUGACCUAUUUAAAAGAGUUUGUCUGACAGUCGAGCAUUAACUCUUUCAGGGCACUGACAGAUGCUUUGUGUUCCACUGGAAGAGUUAUUUAUGUAAGAGGUCACAGUGUCCUGACAAAGAAAGGAAUUAAUGACUUUACCUUGCAGAGUUAAUAACCCUAUAAAUUCAGUAAGAUGUGCCAAUUUGACAAGCAGGUGAAUAUUUUAAUAAUUUGUACUGUGUUCUCAAUUGAAUUCUUUAAUCCAUCCAGUCCUACAUUCUCUUCUUAAUAAAGCUUUGGAAAUUAGCUUAAAUAAUCCAAAGGAAAUUUCUAGACAUGAGACUAAGGCUUUGUAACUACACAGCUCUCACUCAUUUAUAGUAAAAUUUAAAAAGCAAUAUAAAAACAAAGAAGUGCCCUCCUGUGAUAUUCUAUUUCCAAAUUGCUACAAAUCCAUACGGCUUUUCAUUGUGAUAGUUAAGUAAAUAAUAUUAUGUACACAUUUGGGCUUAGCAGCUUACAUUUUUUUAAAUAAAUUACAAAAUCUAAAUCUUAACAUACACAUUUUUUCUGAGUGUUACUUUGUUAAAUUGAUCAUUCAGCUGAAAAGAAGAAUAGGAUAUUUCUGUUAGUGUGUAUUUUUUUAAGGUAGUUUUAACAGUAUUAUUGGGUUAAUUUAAUCAAAUGAAUGACUCAAGCACCAAGGCAAUUUUUUUUAUUCAUUUUUUUGCACGAAGGCAAUUUUAAAUGUACUUUUUUCAAUAAAAAUAAAAUGUUGAACCAAGAGAGAACAGACUCAGUUUGUUGCUAACGCAAUUUACGAAUCAAAGACAAGAGACUAGAGUGACUGUACCAUCUCAGCAAGAGCAAGAGAAUUCGGAGAAUAAUGAAAGUAUGAAUUGCUUUAAACUCCUGGAACUUUUCCAGUUAAUUUCUCUGUACUUUGAUCUGUGGACUUUUCACACUUCAAUUUAAUGUUUGUAGGAAGAAAUUACCUUUACUCUCUUCAUGUUGUUAUAAUUAAACCAUCCUAUAAUGAUAGUAAAGAAAUCUUACCUUGGAAGCCAA
Neofelis nebulosa (Clouded leopard) is the source of this 2303-nucleotide messenger RNA. It is a transcript of the gene GYPA, whose product is annotated as glycophorin A (MNS blood group). Lineage: Eukaryota; Metazoa; Chordata; Mammalia; Carnivora; Felidae. The transcript has 7 exons. The coding region runs from base 184 to 555 and encodes 123 amino acids. The record is from RefSeq and is a predicted model, not a curated record. Gene Ontology annotation, cellular component: membrane.